AUCUUUUUUUUUUUUUUUUUUUUUUUUUUUUUUUUUCUCCCAUUUAGUGGAUUGCAUUGGCUGCAAUUGGCUAGUGACCAGUUCAGGGUGUACCCCAUUUCUCGCCCAAAGAUAGCUGGGAUAGGCUCUAAGCACGCCCACGACUCGGAUGGAUAGAUUGCAUUGGUUUGGAGCCAGGCAGCACGGUGGCCGACUGGUUAGAGCGUCAGCCUCACAGUUCUGAGGAGCGGGGUUCAAUCCCCAGCCCCGCCUGUGUGGAAUUUGCAUGUUCUCCCUGUGCCUGCGUGGGUUUUCUCCGGGCACUCCGGUUUCCUCCCACAUCCCAAAAAUAUGCAUUAAUUGGAGACUCUAAAUUGCCCUUAGGUGUGACUGUGAGUGCGAAUGGUUGUUUGUUUGUAUGUGCCCUGCGAUUGGCUGGCAACCAGUUCAGAGUUGCAUUUUCUCUCUGUGUUUGUGUGCUCACAUGUGACCCUAAUGAGGACAAGUGGUAUAGAAAAUGGAUGGAUGGAUGUUAUAUUUCAUGUGAUGGGAGAAUCUCCUAAUGUUCUAAACUCCUACUAUUUUAGUUCUUUUGUUCACUAGUGAUUAACUAAUGAAUAUGGGCGAACAACUUAAUUAUCACAAGUAAAAAAAAAAAAAAUUCAUACCAGUCAUUUUGAAAUCGUGAAAUAGUUCAUAAUUUCUUAUUCUAGUUAACCUUUAUUUAACCAGGUAAAGGACCCUGAGGACACAGGCAUUUGUAGCCCAUUUUUAAAUUGAAUCCCACCACACCUAUAUUUAUUUGUUUGUUUGUUUUAUGUCCAUUUUAAACUAACUAAAAGCAUGUUUAACACGGUUUGUUGGAGGUUUUUCACCAAUAGAAACCAAUGAUCAACAGGGGGGCAUGGGUGUUGGAAUGGAUGCCCACCCAAACCCGUCUGGAUACAAUAUUACAGUAGUUUUUAGGAACAAAACUUCUGCCUCGUUUUUGAUGACCACCUACACCCACUAUGCAAUCAUGAUGGUGGUACUUGAAGAGCAAAAUGUUUUUUAGACCCCCUCACCUUUUUUCUUUAUUAUUUAUUUAAGAAAUAGCAUAAUGCGUAAAUAUCCCUAUUCAAAAGUGGUCUACACAACUUAAGACCAGUGCUGUACUGUAUGUAUUAUGUUGCUGACCAAGCCAUUUCACCCAAUACAGUAUAUGUAUCUUUCCACACUCAUAACACUUAAGAUGUAUAAGUUUCCUCUCCGAAAUAGUCAGACGGUGAGAAAUACCCCCUUAGCCUUGGGAAUGAUUCAAAAAAAGAAACGCAUCUAUUAUUAUCCGCCGGCGAGGUAAGCUUUGCCCCAUUCCAGCGCGAGAGGGAAUCCCUCGACGUCACCAAGGAUACCAAACACAACAGCGGUGUACAAAUAUGGGCAUGUACGUCAGCGGAACCCCGAGGCGGGACUUAAAUGCCUCGGUUGUAGGCUACUCGAGGAGGAUUCAUUCAUAAGACAAAAUCUGCUUGUUUGUAUCGUAAUUCCGCCGUGCAUCCGCCGGGUCGUGCCGCCGAACGGACUUUAUGGAUCUAUCGGGCUACGGAUCGAAGUAGUUUGAACACUGGGAAAGGAAGGAAAACACUUGUUCGCAACAAUUUCUCCCCCGCUUGUUUGUCGCGGGGAAGUGGAUUAAGGCUUCUUCAUGCAACUUUUUUGGAAAGACACUAGGAGCGCCUCACCGGCAAACAGCGACAAGACAAGUAACGGUGCCAAGCUCUCUCUCGGCCCCCGCGGGGAGAUGUACCAAGGGUUCCCCGGCGACCCCGACAGCGGUUCCCGUGGUAGCUCGUCCCCGUCCAUAGAGUCCCAGUACCUCUCCUCCGUGGACUCCUUCGGGAGCCCGCCGACCACCAGUGCUCCGCAGGAGUGUGUGUCAGCUGCAGCUGGCUUGAGCAUUGUGGGCAGCGGGCCAGGAUCCAGUAGCGGAGGGGAGAUGCCUGGCUCCUUCGUGCCGACCGUCACUGCCAUCACCACCAGUCAGGACCUGCAGUGGCUGGUUCAGCCAACCCUCAUCUCCUCCCAGGCCUCGGGGCAGAGCAGCACCACCGGAGCCUCCACCAUGACCCGGCCCGUGUCACUGGUUGAUCCCUAUGACAUGCCGGGCCCGAGUUACUCCUCUGGGUCCGCAUUCACUCAUCCAAGUUCGAACACCCCUGGCCCAGCACCGGGCCCCAUCCGCCAGUCCAGAACCCGUAGCCACCGCACCAGAGAAGAGUCUGUGAGUGAAGACGGAGAUGUUGGUGUGUUACUCACUCCAGAGGAGGAGGAGAAGCGACGUGUUCGUCGGGAGAGGAACAAACUGGCCGCUGCCAAGUGCAGAAACCGGCGACGGGAACUCACUGACAGGCUGCAGUCGGAGACGGACAUCCUUGAGGAGGAGAAGGCUGAGCUUGAGGCAGAAAUCUCUGAUCUGCAGAAGGAGAAGGAGCGCCUGGAGUUUGUCCUGGUGGCCCACCAGCCCAACUGCAAGAUCCUGUACCAGGAGCAGCCUCAACCAAGCACGGCACAGCUCCCUACUCAGACCUUGCAAGCCCCCACCUCCAUUGUGGACUUGGCUGUGAAGGAAGACUCUUUCUAUCUGCCUCCUGCCUACAUGGGCCACCCAGCCUCCACAGAGUCGCAGAUUCUGCCUCAGCAGCAGCAGCAACGAGUCCAACAGCCUCAGCCAGGAAUGAUACAGGAGGUAGAGUUUUCUCGUUCUUUCUAUGGCCCGGGUGAGGUAACGGCACCUGGCGGGCCAUGCCUCAUGGCCAGCGACGGUGGUGGUGGUGGUAACCAUGACGAUGCAGGCAUUGCCAGCCACAGCACUUCAUACACAUCUUCAUUUGUGUUCACCUACCCAGAGGGAGCCUGCGGGGUCAGUGCCAACCAUCGGAACAGCAGUAGCGAGCAGUCAUCCGAUUCCUUGAACUCGCCUUCCCUGCUGGCGCUCUGACUGACCGACCAAACUCGCACAUACCUAAAUGCUCGCUGAGUAGGGGGCUGACUGUCCCCCAUUGAGUUAAAGAACAAAAUUAAUGUGCAUUGCAAGAGAGAGCUGGAUUCAAAUAGCAUACAUCAAUCAGACGCAAAAUAUACAGAUUAAACUAAACUCGGUUUUCAGUGAAUCUGCCAAAAAUUUCACCGGUGCCCCCCCACCUUGUUCCCUCUGAGGGUCUUUCAUCCCCUCCUCCAUCCCUCGCCCUCCACCCUCCUCCUUUGUCCAGUGCCCAGAGGAGAGACACUCACUGCUAAUCCUUCAUCCGCCCAACUCCCCCUCAGCUUCCUCAUGCUUAGAAGUCGGCGAUCACUGCGUUGUUACAAUUCCUUUGCAGUGCCAGCAUCUCUGUUUCUCCUCUUUUGUCUCUUGUGUUUCUUCCCCUCUCUCUCCUUGAAGUCCUCCGAGCCCGAAGACCCCCUCCCCCCCCCCAGCCCUUGGGACCUUGAGUGAAUGGCCUGGCCCCCACGCUGACACUCACACACCUUAACCUCUCCUUCUGGACCUGGACCGUGAUUCUGCAGGGUGUUCCUAACAAGCACACCCUUCACUUUGGACUUAGACAAAACAAACAAGGCAGAGGUCUUCGGAUGAACCAUUUCUCGACACGAUGAAGACGAGACAUGUUGAGUGGCUCUGGAGAGAUGCUUUUGUUGUUGUGAGCCAAAUGCAAAUCAAGACCUGUCUGUGUAGAUUCUCAGUCAUCCAGGUCAUGGUAAUCCGCAAGGUUUGAAUCGAGGCAACUGGUCUUUGUUGAAGACGUUUCACCAUUGAUCUAAAAGGAAACUUCAGUUCCAUAUUUUUAGGUUUGGAGUCUCCUUAUUUUUGUUUCAUGUUGUUGCAGGGUGUGGCUGUUGAAUGACCGUCCUCCAUACCAACCGGUCGUUCACUUGCCUUGUGGGAAAACAGCUUGUUCCCGCAGAAUAAGGCAAUGUUUGGGGGGAGGGAUGUCAAGACAUUGUUUUAAGCAGAUGAUAGGUGAUGCCUCAAACUGUUACCUGAAAAUUCAGAACUGAAGAAGCGAUUGAGGGUGAAACAUCAACAAACAAGAAUGAGUCCAGUUGUCUCGAUUUAACCUUUGUGGAUCAAAUAAAAGAUCCUGCUCUUGCCAAGUGUGCGGACGGUUUCCCUCUUGGUUAAAAGCAUCACCAUGCUGCCACGGCUGUUGAGCAUUGUGCUUUUUUUGCCCGCCUGUUUGCCUUACUGGGAGAUGCAGACAACCUCUAAACAUCGGGCGUGCAUACGAAUGCACCUGGCCUGUUUAUUUCUUUCUUGAGGGAGGUUGUCACAGAGGCUGACCUGGAAACAAAAAGAAGAGAGACUCCGGGCCGACGUUGUGGCACUAACGUCUUCUCUUUGCCUGUGAAUUUGUGCCAUUUGUUUUCCCUCUUAUGUUCCAGUGAUAUUUGUUACAUAUUUUAAUGUCUUUUUAAUGUACAGUAUUUGAUUGUUCUGCUUUUUAUUGUACAACCGCAACCCUGGCCCACCUCCAACUCUUGCUGUUGUUGUUGCAUCGUAACUAAAAAAAAUUCCCCAUUGUUUUCAUGUGGCAACUUUGGAGGCAUGUUGUGCACUUAGUUUUUUAUGUCAAGAGGAAAAAAAAUAAUCUUGUUCAAGUCUAUAUGCCUAUGUGCGAUGAUUGUCAAAUAUGAAUGUGUUGCAGCUCUAAAGGGGAUAUUUUUGUCAAUGAAGAAAUUUGAAACAUGUAACAGGUUUAGUUUUACAAUGAAUAUUUUUCUAAGAGAAAGAGAAAAUAUUAAGAUAUAUAUGAUAGAUUUUGAAAAAUGACCCUGUCCCUUAACAUGAAGCACGAUGUCACUGCCUCUCACCAUGUGUAUUUAUGUUUUAUAAACCGUAUAAAGCACUAUCUAAGGCAAAGUCAAUGUAUGUGUGUAACUAUGACUAUGUUACAAGGUUGCGGGGAUGCCUUUUGUUUUGUCUGAUAUUUCUCUGUGAGGUCUGACCCAAAGCUACUUACUGACACCGCCACUUCAUCUUCCAAAUGGGAAUUUAAAAAAGUACAGUUGACUGAAAUCACUGUUACAGUUACACAUUAUCUACUAUUCUUGCUUCAUAUGCCCUACAAUAAACAAACAAUAUUGUUCAAUAAUGAACUGAAAUGUGUAUUUGAAGGACAAACAUAUCAGUUUACAAAAGAGGCUUUAUUUUUAAUAAAUAAAAAUAACUUGCAUCCAAAUAAUGACAAAAUGCCUGUAUAGUUUUCUGUCUCUGUGGCUCUUGGUGCUCAGAGAAUGGGUAGACCUCACUUUUUGAACAGCUGAUUAAGGAACUAUUUCAAGAUGCCUUUUUGAUUAGUUUUUUUUCUCCAAAAUGCAAAUGUGAUGAGAAUAUGUUCUGGUGUGUCAGAAUAAGCAUAAAACAUAUUCACAAGUUCUCAUGUACAUAGUUUUUUUCUUCUUCUUUGUGGUGCUGCUUCAAAAUCAUGAGAGGGAAAAAAACGUCGUUUCAUGAUGUAUGCCACCACCGUUUACAUUGACUCCAGACUUAAUGGACAGAGUAGUGAAUUCCAUGCAGCUAAAUCUCUGGAAGCAUAUGAAUCACCUUGUCAUUCCAUCGUGAUAGUAAUCAAUGUUGAUAGUAGUAGUAGAUAAUAAUAUUCAAUGCAACAUUGAAUGUGUGAAUGACACCUCAGAGGCCCUUGCACUGAACACACAUCCAUUAUUUUCUUCCCUGUCUGGAUUUCUUUUUAUGAAUAUGACACAAUCAACCUGCUUGUACUGUACAACGGCUGUGAUAGCAUCAACUGAACAAGAUUUGCUUCUAUUUUUCUAUGAUGACGUGAAUGUUUGCAAUGUGUUUAUAUUAUUCUGCACAAGACACAUUCACACAGCCAUGUUUUCUUUGGUAUGAAAUGCAAUACUUAAGAUGCUCUUGGAUGAACAUAAUGUAGCAAAUAUUAGUCAGGGGUUAUAAACUGACUGCUACUAUACUGUAUGUCCAGUGUGAUGAUGUAUUGCUAUAAAAACCUGGUUCAAAUACUCUCACAAAUUUACGGCAACAUUUAUUUUUCAUGGAAAAUGUUAUGACAAUUUUUUUAUCCAUCUUUAAUUUUAAUUUCUCUUCGGUUUCACAUUUGUAUCAGUGUUUCAUCUUUUUGCCAUAUAAUGACAUUGUAUUUUUUCAUAAUUGUUGCUGCAAACUUUAUGAUUGUCACAUAACAAUGAUAAAUACAUGAUACAUAUACACUACAUUGAGGUUACAACAGUGAAAGAGCCAAAGAUAUCUUGUUGGAUAGGUGACAAUAACUUAUAUUAUUGUACUUAUAUUUACAGAUACAUAUUGACAACAGGGUGCUACGAUAUAUUAUUAUUCUCUGCAUAUAUAAUGUCAGAUAUUUUUUGACAUUUAUACUUUAUUUUUCUAAUCUUAAUUCAGGUUUAUUAUGAUUGAAUGGGAACAGAAUAUGUGACAAAUCUAUUCACCUUCUGCUGUCCAACCUUCUCUACAGAAAAAAAUUCAAUAAAUUUAAUGUCCACACAAGACUAUCUCGGAUCCUUAACUGAAUUGGGUGAUGUGAAUUUUCCUCUGGAUCAACAAAGUAUCGACCUAACCGUGUAUGAUGGCAUAAACCAAAUACAGUUAACUUGUAAAGGAAUUACAGUAAUAAACACUAUAUCAUUCAGAUGCAUGUCUCUCGCUUUUAAAUGAGAGUCUUCGUCCACUUUCUCUGUCUUUGUGUAUUUACCAAUAUUCCUAAAAUUGUAACAAACUGAAAACGUGUAAAUUGGAAAAUGUCAGCUACUGUAAAUCUUGAAUCAA
Phycodurus eques (leafy seadragon) is the source of this 6778-nucleotide messenger RNA. RefSeq names its product FBJ murine osteosarcoma viral oncogene homolog B (gene fosb). Gene Ontology annotation, molecular function: DNA-binding transcription factor activity, RNA polymerase II-specific; RNA polymerase II cis-regulatory region sequence-specific DNA binding. Gene Ontology annotation, biological process: regulation of transcription by RNA polymerase II. The transcript is spliced from 5 exons. Gene Ontology annotation, cellular component: nucleus. Bases 1664 to 2956 code for a protein of 430 amino acids. The record is from RefSeq and is a predicted model, not a curated record. Lineage: Eukaryota; Metazoa; Chordata; Actinopteri; Syngnathiformes; Syngnathidae.